This is a messenger RNA of Salmo salar (Atlantic salmon), 2122 nucleotides long. Its product is annotated as ras-related protein Rab-9A. Gene Ontology annotation, cellular component: phagocytic vesicle; lysosome; late endosome. The record is from RefSeq and is a predicted model, not a curated record. Gene Ontology annotation, biological process: retrograde transport, endosome to Golgi; Rab protein signal transduction. NCBI's taxonomy places the organism in Eukaryota, Metazoa, Chordata, Actinopteri, Salmoniformes, Salmonidae. Gene Ontology annotation, molecular function: GTP binding; GTPase activity.
CACAGCUGCAGAAAGGCAGCAUAACAAAGGUGCAGUCAGCCAGUGUCCUCUCUAGUCAAGAUAUAUUCCGGCACAUUAAAUUCACUGUAGUUGGCUGAGGCGGCUCACAAUAGGCAAAGUCUUCAACCAAUUUGACUAACAGGAUGUGCGUCUGUUACCUAUGUCUCUGACCUACUUGGGCUGAUUAGCCCAUUUCACUACCCUUUUGGAUGUUAUUAUAUCAUUAUGGAAAGAGGGCUAGAGAAGAUUUCUGAAGUAGUUAACUCCAUCGAGUAGAGGUCAGUGAUGCAAGUCAUUUCAGUUUAGUGACAGAGUGUUGUCGCAGAAUUUGAGGAGGCUGCUGAACACUACCUCAAUCCGAGACAAGACAUUGAUCGAUUACUUGACGGAGAGCCAUUGAGGGGGUGCUGAAUUAGGCUAUGGUUUGCCCUGACACAUAACGGUAGCAGCAGCGCUUCCCAGACCAUCUCCCCCUAGCCAGCUACUCCACCAACCCUUCAGCCCAGGCCCAAGCCCAGCCAUGACAGCCAAGUCGUCCCUGCUCAAGGUGAUCCUCCUGGGGGACGGCGGCGUGGGCAAGUCCUCCCUCAUGAACCGCUACGUCACCAACAAGUUUGACACGCAUCUCUUCCACACCAUUGGCGUGGAGUUCCUAAACAAGGACCUGGAGGUCGACGGGCGCACCGUGACGCUCCAAAUCUGGGACACGGCGGGCCAGGAGCGCUUCCGCUCGCUCCGGACACCUUUUUACCGUGGCUCCGACUGUUGUCUCCUAACCUUCAGCAUGGAUGACAACCAGAGCUUCCACAAUCUCAACAACUGGAAGAAGGAGUUUGCCUACUACGCUGAUGUAAAGGAACCCGAGAAGUUCCCAUUUGUGAUCCUGGGUAAUAAGUUGGAUGUGCCAGAGAGGCAGGUUUCGGGCGAGGACGCCCGCCAGUGGUGCCGCGAGAACGGCGGCCACCCGUACUUUGAGACGAGCGCCAAGGACUCGACCAACGUGGCGGCGGCGUUUGAGGAGGCGGUGAGGAGGGUGCUGGCACAGGAGGAAAGGGGGGAACACCUCAUCCCAACGGACACAGUGGACCUGCACAGGAAGCCGCGCUCUGGCACCUCCUGCUGCUGAGGAGAUGUAGGGUUGAUUACCUUUAUUUGACUCUUAAAGGCCCAAUGCAGCUGUUUCUCAAUUUAAAAUGGGCAAAAAUUGCUUUUUAGCAAAAAGCUAUUUCUCAAGCAAGAAUAUGGCUAAGACUGGGAAAACUAGCUGUUAUUGGAAGAGAGGUUUGGAACUGUUUUUGUUAUUGGUCUAUUAACCAAUCAACCGCAUAGUGAUGUCACCAUGGAAAGCUGAAACUCCCGCCCAUGCAAACCUGCUGAUUUAUAAUGUCCUGUGUAGAUUGUAUUUUCAACCACCAACUAUCAGGAAAUAAACUGAUCCAAUUUUUUUCACAGUUUUACAGUGUUUGUUUAAUCAGCUGUUAUGCAAUAUGAAUUUUGACUGCACUGGGCCUUUUAAAGAGACAGUAGGGGCUUAUUUGAACUUCUGCUGCCCAAUUCUGGCCAACUUGGCUGUAGCUUGUGAGUACUGAUGAUUCCAACGGCCACUUGGUUCCAAUUCUCCUUUUUAUCUGUGGUUAAUGCAUUCGUUCUGCUCUGUGCUCCUCCCUUGGUAUAAACGACUGCAUGUGCACGCGGACACACAGCCUGUUCAUAGCAUUAUACACACCGACCCACUUAGGCUAUAUAUGUUUCAUCAUACACAGGAGUGCACAUAGUUGGGCCUGCUAUUUGACAUUCCGUUGUGCUGGCGAGAGUGUGUGUGUGUGUGUGUUAUCAGUGACCACUACAAUCAAGAGAUUACUUUGUUGUGCAUUCCUCCUCCCAAGAGUUUCACUACUACUGUGCUGAAAGACACAUACAGUAAUCAAGUAAUGACUAAAUAUUUACAGAGCAACUUACAGUAGUGAGUGCAGUAUAUUUUAUGUACUUUUUCAUACUGGUCCCCCGUGGGAAACGAACCCACAACCCUGCCGUUGCAAGCGCCAUGCUCUACCAAUUGAGCCACAUGGGAAAUAGUACAUUGUCAUCCCAUCUAUUAAAUGGGCUGAAUGUGCCAAAUUAA